Messenger RNA from Heterobasidion irregulare TC 32-1, 186 nucleotides. RefSeq lists its product as uncharacterized. The annotation marks the transcript as partial. Lineage: Eukaryota; Fungi; Basidiomycota; Agaricomycetes; Russulales; Bondarzewiaceae. The transcript has a single exon. The record is from RefSeq and is a predicted model, not a curated record. Gene Ontology annotation, cellular component: mitochondrial intermembrane space.
GCAUGUUCUCUGCAGGGUUGCAUCUCCAAACAUACAUAUGCGCCGAACAAGUGCGAAGACCAUAUACGCAAACUCUACCUUUGUUGCCAGUCCAUGUACGAAGCCACCGAAGAGAAGGGGAGAUCGACAGCGUGUCCAAUGCCUAGUGCCGUGCGCCGCUGGCUGAAAGCGCACCCAGAAGAAUGA